UUUCCAUUUCUAUUUCUCUUUAUUUUGCACAUUUUUACGAAUCUUAUGGCGUUUUCUUUUCUCGAAAAAAAUGCCACCUUCUUAUAUGGCAACAUUAUCAGAGUGCAACAUUUUAAAGAAAGAGCACGUAAUUGCAUGUGAAGAUGCUGAUAAAAGAACACAAAAACUUGUCAGCCCUGGCGCAGGGCAGAAUAAAGGCAAUAUUAUUUCGAGAAAAGAAAUCGCUAUUAGUAAACACAAAGCAAAAUGGAUUUUCAUAAAAUAACUACCGAAAUGACUGGCAAGAAAAUAAAAAACGACAACCACACAAGACUACAUUACUGAUUGUUGACAAUAGACCAUUAUAUGCGUAACAGAGUAUUAUCAGCUCAAUAAAUAGCGUUAACAUCGCCAAUUCCGGUAUGGAAAAGAUUUAUGCUCCUUCACAAUUAGAGGCGUAACUACUGACUAUUUCAAGGCUCGAGCUUUGCUUGCAAACGACAUACCAUGAGAUUUUAGUUUACUGUGAACCGCGGUGGGUAACAAAUGACUUUAAGAAGAUUACAAGUGCGCAUUAAAUAAAUAGCUUUUAUCGCGUACGUACACUGCUAUGUUUAUAUAUGUACAUAUUUUUAAGAGCCAUAUUAGAAAUUGUUAAAUACGUUAAAACAAAAAUUGUGAAUUUCGCUUAAAAUAUGUGCGCAAAAGUAGACGUAAUUUGCAUUUCAUUUUCGUUGUUUUGUUAUUUGAUAAACACAAACGCAGUAAAUGUGAUUAAUUACCAGUCUCAACAGUCAGUCAACCAUGUCAAACGACAAGCGAGCGUUUUACAAUCACAACAACAACAACAGUUGCAAAGGUACGAUCAACCUUCACAUCGAACACUAAUACCGUCUAAAGAAUCUAUUUUUCGCCCUAUGGUAAGAUUUCUGAAUGCAACGCCAACACAACAACAAUCACAAGCGAUUGGAGUUAGUUUACCUUUGAAUGGUUUAGCUCGCCUGGACAAUCAACGAAGUAAAACAUUUAUUACACAACAACAUAUCGGUCAGAUUCAACAACAAUAUGCAGCACCGCCAGCUGUAGUAAAUCGAAAUCUACAGCGCAGUCCAUUUCGGCCUCAGCGGUAUGACCCACAAUUUUUUUCACAACUUAGCCAACAGCAAAACUUUAAUCAGCAACGUCAACAAUUAAGACCAGUGCCAUCAUUACCACCAUUACCAAAUCCUCCAACAUUUUCUCAGUAUAGUAAAUACUCACAGCAGCAGGUUUUCACUUUUCCUCAUUAUGUGCGGCUAAACCAAAUAUCGCAGCAACAGAAUCUAUAUCAGACUCAGCAACCACAACAGUCGGUGCAAUCGCAGUUCCAAAAUUUAAACUUUCGUCGACCACAAAUAACCACAGCGACGCAGCAUCAACAAAUCGAACAAUACGAUCAGCCAGUACCUUCACAUAUCCACUCGGGUGUGAGCCUUGGUCGGUUCAAUAGCACAAAUUCUGUGAUCAGUCCGUUGCUCCCAUCGUACGCGGAGGAAGACGAUGCAUUGACGCCAUUCAAUUUUACUCAGCCCUGUCAAAUUUGCUGCAUUGAGGGUCAAAAGCCAUGCCAGCGAUGCUGCGAUUCGCGACCACUUUUAAGUGCAGGUGUUCUGAAGUCAUCAACGGGUUAAAUAUAAAAGUGAAAACGGAAUUUGUACAUUGCGCCUUGUUUUUUAACUUCAACAUAAAAGGCAAGACUGCUCCUAGAUAGCUGCGCGUCUGGUCAUAAAAACGUGUGCUUCUAAAAAGUUUUAAAUCUAAAUAAAAUAAAUGCCUCAGACGCUCGAAAGCUGCGCUAA
Rhagoletis pomonella (apple maggot) is the source of this 1817-nucleotide messenger RNA. RefSeq lists its product as uncharacterized. The transcript has 3 exons. The record is from RefSeq and is a predicted model, not a curated record. The coding region runs from base 675 to 1649 and encodes 324 amino acids. NCBI's taxonomy places the organism in Eukaryota, Metazoa, Arthropoda, Insecta, Diptera, Tephritidae.